AUGACCGAAAUGAGCGAGAAGGAGAACGAGCCGGAUGACGCGGCCACCCACACCCCCCCAGGGACCGUCCCUGCCCUCCAAGAAACCAAGCUCCAGCGAUUCAAGCGCUCGCUCUCUCUCAAGACCAUCCUCCGAAGCAAGAGUGUGGAGAACUUCUUCCUCCGCUCAGGCUCGGAGCUCAAGUGCCCGACUGAGGUGCUGCUGACACCCCCGACCCCCUUGCCCCCUCCGUCCCCACCCUCCACAUCUGCAGACCAGGGCCUGUCUAGGUCGGCCCCCUCCCCGUGCCCCGGGCUGCGGCCUCUGGCAUCUCUCAAGGCAGUGAGGCUGCACAGCUUCCAGGAACACAGCUUUAAAAGAGCCAGCCCGUGCGAACUAUGUCGUCAGCUCAUCGUGGGAAACUCCAAGCAGGGUUUACGAUGCAAAACUUGCAAAGUCAGUGUGCACCUGUGGUGCUCUGAGGAGAUCUCCCGCCAGCCAUGCCCAGGCAAGACGUCUACUUCCUUCCGCCGCAACUUCAGCUCCCCCCUCCUGGUGCACCAGCCGCUUCCAGUCUGUGCCACAAGCAGAGAGUCUCCACCCACUGGGGCCAGCGGGAAGGUGGUGGACCCCGUCUAUGAGACUCUGCGCUACGGCACCUCCCUGGCCCUGAUGAAUCGCUCCAGUUUCAGCAGCACCUCUGAGUCCCCCACAAGGAGUCUGAGUGAGCGGGAUGAGUUGGCUGAGGACGGAGAGGGCAGCAUCCGCAGCUCAGAGGAGGGACCUGGCGACAGCAGUGAGCAGCUCUUCACAGCCCCAGCUGAGAGUGAAGGGUCAGGAGCGGAGGAGAGGAGUCCCGGACAGCAGGCCCCCAGACCCUCCGUGCGGAAGGAUGUGGGGCCCAUGUACUCCUACGUCGCACUCUACAAGUUUCUGCCCCAGGAAAGCAAUGACCUGGCCCUGCAGCCCGGAGACCGGAUCAUGCUGGUAGAUGACUCCAAUGAGGACUGGUGGAAGGGCAAGGUCGGCGAUCGGGUUGGCUUCUUCCCAGCCAAUUUUGUGCAGCGGGUGCGGCCGGGUGAGAACGUUUGGCGCUGCUGCCAGCCCUUCUCAGGGGGCAAGGAGCAGGGUUACAUGAGUCUCAAGGAGAACCAGAUCUGUGUGGGUGUGGGCAGGAGCAAGGAUGCUGACGGCUUCAUCCGCGUCAGCAGUGGCAAGAAGCGGGGCCUGGUGCCAGCCGACGCCUUGACCGAGAUCUGA
This is a messenger RNA of Ochotona curzoniae (black-lipped pika), 1239 nucleotides long. It is a transcript of the gene STAC2, whose product is annotated as SH3 and cysteine rich domain 2. The transcript is spliced from 11 exons. Gene Ontology annotation, cellular component: extrinsic component of cytoplasmic side of plasma membrane. The record is from RefSeq and is a predicted model, not a curated record. Gene Ontology annotation, biological process: positive regulation of protein localization to plasma membrane; skeletal muscle contraction; positive regulation of voltage-gated calcium channel activity. Gene Ontology annotation, molecular function: protein binding. Lineage: Eukaryota; Metazoa; Chordata; Mammalia; Lagomorpha; Ochotonidae. Bases 1 to 1239 code for a protein of 412 amino acids.